Ostrea edulis (European flat oyster) is the source of this 1147-nucleotide messenger RNA. RefSeq lists its product as uncharacterized. The record is from RefSeq and is a predicted model, not a curated record. Bases 143 to 1000 code for a protein of 285 amino acids. The transcript is spliced from 2 exons. NCBI's taxonomy places the organism in Eukaryota, Metazoa, Mollusca, Bivalvia, Ostreida, Ostreidae.
UGUCGGAGAUUGAAGAGCGACUUCCGCUGCACGGGGUUAUUUCCCGCCGAAAAGUCAGAUUCUGUGAAGUUGGACAGGCAGCAGUUUCGGCUGAUUGUGAACUGUAUAUUUUGCAUUACAGCAUAUAUUGACAGCAGCGUCGAUGCAUAGGUACGAAAGAAGAUAUCAGGAGAUCUCAUCUGAGGAAGGAGGGUUAUCACCCCAGAGGUGGAGGGCGGAGCAAGCCCCACCGUCCUGGCAGGAUGAAAACCCAGAGGUAAUUCCUGCAAGAAUGGGAUCAGGUGUUGGGAACCAAGGAAGGUGCCCCGACCGCACCUCCAGGGGUUCUCGGGAUUCAAAGUGUCCUCUGGGGUGUGGGGUCAGUACCCGCAAAAUGAGGAACCAUGUGGUAUUGACCCAUCUGCCGCCGGUCUUCCGGCGGGGUGUGCCUUCAACUCCAGAGGUUUCUGCUAUUCGGGAGAGGGCCUUGCGGUGGUUGGCCCAGAUCCUCCUUGGCCCGGAUGUCACCAUUACAGAGCUGGCGUCGACUGUCCGGGCUGAGGAGGUGUUUGUGGACCCCCACUGCAUAUUGACUCCAGAUACGGUUGAGGCCAUGGAUGCUCUGUGUCGUUACGUAGGGGAAACUCCUCCCCCUGUAUACCAGCUGCACGGGGCCCUGCAUCCUGCACUGCUUCUCCACUGGAGGGCACAGGCCAUCCUUCUGAGUUGGCUCACCGAUGACUCUCGGGCGGCCUACAAACGUUUGGCCGCCAGUGAGCGGUUGGCGGGAAAACGCUUGCGUGACUAUUCAAUGCGGGCAUAUACCCUGGGAAAUCGGGCCAAUUCAGGGAACCCACCAAGGCAAAGACAUGGUGUUGAAGCCGGGGGAAACCCCGGCAGCUUGCGAGAGCGAGCUGGUAGGUAUUCUGGUCAGUUGUGUCUGGGACCUGUCGUGGUCUCUAUUAUCUUGGACUUUCCCCAGAAUAAUAUUACUGGAGCUUGCUCCGGUGAAUCCGGGUGAGAGGUUCAGGGAGGAGGGGGAGCUAUGACAACGACAGUAGGAUUAUGAAGCUGGGGGAGAUUCCAGUAUCGUCAACAGAUGUUUCGUCAUCAUUUUGAAAACGCAUUGUAAAUAAGUUCAUUUAUAUAAAGCAAGUUAAAAAACAUU